This is a messenger RNA of Culicoides brevitarsis, 3502 nucleotides long. Its product is annotated as patched domain-containing protein 3-like. NCBI's taxonomy places the organism in Eukaryota, Metazoa, Arthropoda, Insecta, Diptera, Ceratopogonidae. The transcript is spliced from 10 exons. The coding region runs from base 446 to 3388 and encodes 980 amino acids. The record is from RefSeq and is a predicted model, not a curated record. Gene Ontology annotation, cellular component: membrane.
CUCGCGAUCAACUACACAAGGUUCCGUGUGACGCACAAUCGAUUUAACAUUGUAUAGUGAAAGAAUUCAUAAUUUUAGUUCUUUUUUGUGCAAAAUAGACAAAUUUUUGCCGUAGACAGAAAAAUUCGCGCAUUACUCUUGUUUUAGUUGGCAAAACCAGUAGCGACAAGUACGUUUCUUAACUGUGAAUUGCUCAACUUCUUCAAAAAAAGUAAAAAAAAAAAUUUGAAGAAUAAAUUUUAGUCAUUUAGUAACAAUCAAGAAAGAAACAUGCACCAACAAUCCCGCUGUCUCAUCAUUAAAUUUUAUUGAAAAAAAUUAAAUAUACGUUUAUCGAUAAAAAAUUCUGAUUAAAAGGUCAUGAAAGAAUAAUCGUUGAAUCUGAUAAAAUAAAAAGUGAUUGAAACAAAGAAUUAUAAAAAAAAGUUGUAAAAAAAUAAAAAUUAUGAGUGAAGAUGUGAAAACAAAGAAUAAUUUGUCAGAUCGACUGCCGGGACAAAAUUUGUCCUAUUAUGUCUCCAGAGGAAUUGGCAAACAGUUUUACAGAAUUGGAAAAUGUGUUUCAUCACAUCCAUGGCAGACGAUUAUUGGAGCUUGGACUGUGGUAGCUCUUUGCUCGCUUGGGUUUUUGCGAUUUUAUAAUGAGCGUGACCCUUUGAAGUUGUGGGUGCCAAAAGAAUCGCAAUUUCUCAAAGACACAGAAUGGAUUAUGAAUCGCUUCGAAGAAGGUACGCGCGUACAAGCGGUUCUCAUAACAGCUGAUGACGUUCUCAAGCCGGAAGUGUUGCAAAGAGCGCUAAAAGUUCACCGACAAAUUACGAGUUUUUCCAUAACUGAGAGCAAUGGAACGCGAUUUCGGUUUAGUGACUUGUGUUUCAAAAUUCCAAUAAUUGCUGAAUACACAACUUCGGAAAGGAAACCAAAAAAGCCAAGAAAUGUCAAAAACGAUUCAGCCGAAAAUUUUUUCAGUUCAAAAGAGGAAAUUACAACUGAAAAUCCGAAACCUAAAAAGAAAAAACCUUCAAAGCCCUUCGAAGCGAGUGUUGAUUUACCUUCGGAUUUCUACUGUUCCCUCGUCGAAUCCCUGCCAUCGGGAUGUUUACUCGAAAAUUUGCUCGAAUUAUGGAAUUUUGAGGACGAGAGACUUCCUCAAAGCAAAAAUGAGAUUCUUGGUGCGUUAAAUGAGACCGUCAUAAGUCCCUAUUCGGGGCAUCAAAUGGACUACGAGCAUCUUUUGGGCGGCGUGACACGCGAUGAGAGCGGAAAAAUUGUUGCUGCCAAAGCUUUGUUGGCUCGUUACAACUUGUAUGUGAAUUUUUCGCAAGCUGACUCGAGUAAAGUGGGAAAUAUGGCGGGAACGGAGGACUGGGCGAGCGAAAGUACGAUGGCGUGGGAGAAAAAGUUCCUCAAUUUGAUCUCAAAAAUGAAGAAAACGCUCGAAAACAACAGUACGGACAACUUUAAAUUGUAUUAUGCCGCUGGAAGAAGUUACGGUGAUAUUAGUAACGAAACCAUGUUCGAAGACAUCGAUAAAUUAGUCUUUGGCAUCAUUCUUAUGUUCAUUUACAUGCAAUUAGUGCUCUCCAGAUUCAGUUGGACCGAGAUUCGGAUCCAAUUAAGCUCUUUUGGUCUCAUGGCAGUCGGAAUGGGCUUCAUUGCUGGUUGCGGAAUCUGCUCCUUGCUCGGUGUUUCAUAUGGACCCGUUCACACAUCUCUCCCAUUCCUCCUUAUGGGUCUCGGAGUUGACGAUAUCUUCGUCAUGAUGGCUUGUUGGCGCAAAAUUCAAGUCACAAAUGCCGAUAAAUCGAAGGAGGAACGCUUUGGCUUGAUGCUUCAACACGCAGGUGCUUCAAUUACCGUCACAUCAAUCACCGAUAUUGUUGCAUUCUUAGUCGGUGGCCUUACUAUUUUGCCUUCUUUGCAAUCGUUCUGUAUUUAUGCCGCUGUGUGUAUUCUCAUGACGUAUUGCUUCGUCGUGACCUUUUUUGUUGCCAUCUUUGCGCUGGAUGAAAGACGAAUCGAACAAAGGCGAAAUGCUUUUGUGCCUUGUGUCAUUCAUACAGAGGAGCAAAGUAAGAUUUGGUACCAGAAAAAUUUGAUGCACACAUUUUUGGAGUACGUUUAUUCGAAUUUCAUCUUGACCAAAGUCGGAAAGAUUUUAAUAAUCAUGUCGGUUAUUUGCACCACUGGACUUAACAUCGAAAGUCUCUUACACUUGAGACAAAAAUUUGAUCCAUCAUGGUUUAUCCCGCCAAACACAUAUUUAGGUCAAUAUACGAACGAAACUCGUGUUUAUUACCCGGAAAUGGGUUCAGAAGUCUCAAUUUUGGUUGGAAAAAUUAAUUAUACCGAAGAUAUGUCGAAAUUGUUGGAGCUCUCGAGGAACGUCGCAAACCAAACUGACAUCUUGCAUCAUAUUCGAGCGUGGCCCAAUGACUUUCAGGACUUUGUGAUGAUCCAUCAUCAAAAAAAUAUUAAUAAUUUGACAGAUGUUGAGUUGCGUACUUAUCUCUCGCAAUUUCUGUAUAGUCAAUCCGGAGGAAGAUAUCAGCCCAAUUUUCGGUUCGAACAUCCCUUGAAAUGUGGCGAACCGACGCCAAAUGUGACAGUUUCUCAAAUUACGUUCAAAUUUAAGAAAUUUUACGAGCGCGAGGAUUAUUUGCCGGCUCAACACAAGAUGGAAGAUUUAGUAAAAGAGGCGAAUCUCAGUAGCGGCGAAGGAUUUUCCACGGUUUGGGGCAAAGUUUUCGGAAAUUGGAUCACCGAUGAGAUUAUCGAUCAGGAAAUUUAUCGAAAUAUCGGUUUGGCGCUUUUGGGAGUCAUGGGAUGCACCAUGAUCGUGAUUGUGAAUGUCCAAGUGUGCUUCUGGAUAUUCGUUACGGUGCUUCUGACAUUAAUUAAUGUCGGCGGUUGCAUGCAACGAGUAGGCCAAACGCUAGAUAUCGUCUCGUGCAUCGCUCUGCAACUCUCUGUGGGACUUUGCGUCGAUUAUGCGGCACACAUUGGUCACACUUUUCUCACGAUCAACGAAGGAAAUCGCACCGAACGUGCCCUCAAGACGACUUUACAUAUCGGAGCUGCCGUUUUUUACGGAGGCGGCAGCACAAUUUUAGCUCUCUCAGUAUUAGCGAAUUCGCAAGCGUACACGUAUCGGUCAUUUUUCAGGAUUUUCUUCUUGGUUAUUGCGUUCGGGUUGUUCCAUGGCGUCGUUUUGCUGCCCGUGAUUUUGAGUGUGGUUGGUCCGAGACCUUAUAAAAAGUGUGAGAAGCCAGCGUUGAAGGAAACGGAAAUGGAGGCGAUUUCUUUCAUCGAUCGACCGGAAGACAUGAAAGAUAAAGUGACAAACGGAUAUAUUCCAGUUAAUAAAAUAAGUUUAGGUGAAACUUAGAAAAAAAAGACACCGUCCAAAAUUUAGUGCAAAUUAUGAAUCUGAUUAAAAAAAUGCUUUUUAUUAAAAAAAAUACAAAAAAGGGAAAUAAAGUGAUAUUAUUAGAAUUAUUAA